GGAAAUCACCGAACACAGGUUUUACAAAGCACUAGGUCUUGUCAUUUGGACAAGUUAUGAUCCAAACUUCAGACUAGAUCUAGAUUUAACUAUUUCAUUAGACUCUACUUCUGCUUCAGUGACUUUAAAGUUAGGUAACCGCGCAGUGCACCGUUCAGGCUAUACAUGAGAGAGAGAGAGAGAGAGAGAGAGAGAGAGAUUCGUCACCUGGUUUCGCUAGAUUUGAGAAAAACUUAUAUUUAAAAUGUUCUACGGUGUCACAAAUGUGGGACAAUGUUGUCGUCUGGAAGUUCUAUGACGUCACAAUGAUGUGUUCUGUCGCUUGUAGGUGUGUUAAGUGUAUCAUUCCCGCAGUGGAUUAACCUGAACUCUGGAUUAGGAAAUGGACAUUUUUCUUGACUAAGUAAGCAUGGCUGAAGUAUACAAACUUGAUAUUAGUUCUCCGAUACGAACAAUGUCUAAGACAUAGAUCUAGAUCUACUUCGAGUCUGUCAGGUCUAUACGAUGCUGACGUUGCCCCUGAUGUGGUGUGUUACUGAUCUUGUCUAUUAGACCUACGCCAGAACGAUCUCCCAAAGGCUAUAAACUAAAUAGUGUAGAUCAUCAAGUACUUCAACAUGUCAACCAGUAACGACAGCAGCACCACAACGAAUGAAACAUCAAGCACAACUCAAGAGUCGACAUCUAGUAGCAGUACGCAACCAAAAGUCGAAGGUAGGACUUUAGAGUCAUACAGACAAAUCUCAAAAUUGCAAGAGAUACCUGUCAUUGUUGGUUCUGUAGUAGGCGGCGUUGUGUUUUUACUCUUGAUUCUCAUUGUUACAGUUGUAAUAGUCAAGUGGAGAAAAAGGAAGACAAGAAGAAGAAAGUCACCAGCACCGUUACCUGAUCUUCGGACACAAACUAUUGAGCCACUGGACAAAUCAACCCAGGGCUCACCAUCUACAACACCAACUACAUCCGAACAGCAUUCUCCACGAGCGUCCCACAACAACAGCUUUGGGGUUGACACGGACAUAGAAAUGUCUCGAGACUCCUUAAGUCACCUGCCAGACAUUUCCAAAACUGAAAUUCAUCUCCCCGGUCACAGUCCUAACUGGAACAUUACGAGCGGACCGCUAAUCAACAAGGCUAUCUCCGAAUCAAACAUAAAUAGAACUCCCAGAAAUCAACCAAUGAUUUCUACUAAUGAUGAAAAUAGUAGCAUGGAUUACAUGGACAUGAACUCUAAUUCGAUUCGCCCCUUCGCCCAUAAAUUCCUUUCUCAGAGAUACGUGAAUCUACAGAAUGACACCUCCAAGCUUAACUUAAGCUCCGACACUUCUCAGGAGAGUCUGGGUGCCAAGGAGUCGCCCAAGAAAAGCAAGACCAAAGUGCAAGACAGCCUGGAGGAAGACAUUCCUCAAGAAGAUUAUAUAAACAUGAGCAACGAUCUGUUUCAUAAACCAACAGACAAGGUAAUCAAAGCAGAAAAGUCAGGCGAAAUAGCUAACCAACCAAACAAUGAAGAUAUAAGUGUUGAAGAGGGUCAACAAGACAGUUAUAUUAACAUGGCAGAAAUUGAUAUCAAACCACCAGCUCUCCUAAGUGCUACUGACACUCGUAAAGAAGUGUCUAGUAAAGCAGAUACUGAUAGGAAGUAUUCCAAUGAGUCAACUGAUAAUGCUGAGCCAGAGGACUACAUUAACGUGGAGACAGUAGUUAUACCAUUUAAAGGUGAGAAUAACAAUCAAGUAUUGAAUAACAGAUCGAAUGUGUCAACACCUUAUAAGCAAGAAAUGAGUCCAAAAUCUUCAAAUAAUCCAUUAGUUGUUUCAUCACCAUUGAAUAAAGACAAUCAUUCCAAACCUUCAAAUAAUAAAUCCAUAGGUCCGCAACUUUUGAAUCAAAACAACAGUUCACUAACGUCACUAAAUAAAUCCUCCGCUAUUCCAUUCAAUAAGAAAGAUAGUUUUAAAACAUCAGAUACUGUUUCAAGAGUUCCUACUCUAUUGAAACAAGAAACGCAACCAGGAGAAAAAACCUCCAACAUUUCAUCUUUAGCUCCAGAAAGAAACCAAAUCGCCCGUGAUGACGCUGAUAGCUCUGACAGUGAGCCUCUAGAAGACUACGUUAAUGUUGAAGAGAAAUUUCAGCCCCCACAUUUCAUCAACAAUGCCACCCAAAAAGAGACAAUAUCUCAAAAUGAGAUUUUAAAAGAAAGUAGUUCUUCCAACUCUUUACCAGGAGUAAAACAAGCGCCUCCAACUUUACCCAAGUCGAAGGCUGCCAAAAACAUUUCAGAUGAAUUAGUCAGAACCAAACCCAACAGCAAUAAGAUAAACAUGCACAAACAGCAGACGAUAGCAGAAGUUCAAGAGGACAACUCUAUUUAUGAAAACGCAAACGAAAAGCCGCCAAAGAAUUUAGAAUUGUUGAAACCUCAAACUAACUUCAAAGACAAUGCCGGUAAAAUAAGCCCUAAACUGAAUGCACUCUUGUCAAAUAUGCAACGGAAGCCUGCCGUUUCGCCCAAACCUAAAUGAGGACAAUUCCAGUGUUUACUUAUCAAAGGUCAUGUACAUGUAAAUAGGUGCUUGCGGUGUGUAAAUAAACUGUGCCAGUAAGUUGCCAAAGCUCAAAGCAAUAUUUUCACGUGGUUCAUUGACUAGAAUGCACCUAAGUUUACUUAGUCACCCAUACCUAGUGCCUGCAUCAACAAAUCAAUGGUGGAGUUGGAUUUUGUAGACAAAAAGCAAGAUCUAAAAGCGGUGAAAAAAAUCAAUGUAGUUUAUACUUAUAAUUUAUUCACUCAAGUCUGAAGACUAACUUCUGUAAGACUUGUAUUUAAACAACAGUGUAUUAUCUGACUUUAUGGAGGGUUGGCUCUAUUGACAUUUCUUGUAUCAAUAUUUCCAUGUGGCUUCCAGAAAGUGACUUUUUAAUUGGGUACAGUAUUUGCUCAUACAUGUUGAAUGUCUCCAUACCUCAAUGUUGCCUGCUAAUGAAAGUGUCACUUUUGACAAUCAUAAUUUCUAUUUUUACCUAAAACUAAACUUGAUACAAUUACUAAAUUAUUGUACUGAUGUGUUCCGCUGUAAUCUCUUGUGUUGAAAUGUUGAACUGUUGUUAAAUGUAUGAUGCAGUUAUUCCUACACGAACAAAUGUGUGUGGUCAUUGUAGUGUAUUUAGUGAUUGUAGUUUAUUAAAUGUAUGAUGCAGUUAUUCCUACACGAACAAAUGUGUGUGGUCAUUGUAGUGUAUUUAUUGAUUGUAGUUUAUUAAAUGUAUGUGUCUCCUUCUUACUCAGCGUUGCUGAGCCAAAUUUAGUCCUUAAUGGAUGACUUCCCGCAAUCGUAGUUGGCAGUUGCGACACUGAUUGUAUUGAGCCGUCUUUUAGAAACUACGGCAUAUCUGGGCAAACAGACUCAGAUAGUAAAUGUAGGCUUACUACCUUGUAAGAGAUACCUUCAUCAUUUCAAAUUCACUGUUUGGGAAAUCUUUUAGUUUUGGCGUGAGCUAAAGCAUUUCCACCUCUAUUAGUUAGAAAUUCAGCACACACAAUUUUAUUACGUACACCAGCAUAGAAUCAGAAAAUGGACACGAUUCUGAGAAUUGUAUAAGAUGCUGUCAAACUAAUAAAUAUUAUGAAUAAAUAUUAUGUAAUCCUGCCACCCAA
This is a messenger RNA of Biomphalaria glabrata, 3658 nucleotides long. RefSeq names its product serine/threonine-protein kinase pakG-like. The coding region runs from base 618 to 2525 and encodes 635 amino acids. Lineage: Eukaryota; Metazoa; Mollusca; Gastropoda; Planorbidae. The transcript is spliced from 5 exons. The record is from RefSeq and is a predicted model, not a curated record.